Molecule: messenger RNA, 905 nt
Organism: Aspergillus eucalypticola CBS 122712
Lineage: Eukaryota; Fungi; Ascomycota; Eurotiomycetes; Eurotiales; Aspergillaceae
Exons: 3
Coding region: 135-905 (256 amino acids)
Source: RefSeq, a predicted model, not a curated record
UCAUCUUGAGCUUACAAGCCUUUGGGCUCGCAUUCUGAGAAAUAUAAACUACGAGGCGUACUUCCAGUGUGUACGUGAGCAUUAUACUUUUGUUCAAGCUAUCCACAUCCACCACUCCAGCAACUUGAUAAGCAAUGUCUGAAGAACCCGGCAAGCGGCUCGAGGAUCCGUCGCAGAGAACUUCCCUUGACGCAAACCCACCAGGGGACCAACACGUGGAGUAUGUCAAUGCGGAACCUGAAACCAUGUCAAGUGGUACCGGGAGGCUUUCGGCAGGACGGGGGGCCAUCCUGGCCAAUGCUGCCAGAGAGUUGCAGGAUGUCGCUGCUAAACAGCCAACUAGCCAUACGAGCAAUAGGCUCCAACCUCUACAUCUGGGGACGCGAAGAUCUCGACCAUAUGGAGAACCAGUCGUCCCGCCAACGUGGACAGAGGGGCCUCAGGGCAAGAAGUAUCAUCGACAAAUGCCCGUUGGUGAGAUGGUAGUACCGACUCAGGCUGGCACAGGUGAAGGUUACAAUUAUAGUUCAUACAAGCGGCCGCCUUUAUUCACACAGGCCCCCAAGAACAAGGUCCAUCGGCCAAAGUCCCCAACCGAAGGACACAGUCGAUACUUAGCAGGAACAUUAAAGAUGCUAUCCAUGCAUAAUAACCCUCCCCAACAGGAAAAUGACCCAAACAACGGAAUAGACAUGCCGCCGACUGAGUACAUGGUCCAAGAACCGCCAUACAUUGCGGAUGAUGGUGGAGUCACAAAUCAGGCUCGUGGGGGUAAUGUGGUAGUCUAUGAACAAUAUGACCCAGACAUCCAUCCUCACCCGCCCCCCGAUCCCCAGUUAUAUGGAUUUGGAUGCCUCGAGGAGGAGCGCCCGACAGGCCAUCAAGACAAGGUGCGAAAGCUUUAG